GUGUCCUGACCGCGAGCUCAAGCAGCAUCUCGCCAACGGCGCCAAGGUCGCGGGCGCGCGCUGGGUGGUCGCGCUGAGGCAGACCAAGUGGUCCAAGUACAAGUCUCGACUGGUAGCGCCGGGCUGCCGGAAGCGGUCCACCUACAACGGGAACGACGCCUGCCGGCAGAGGGCGUCGGCGGGCUGCCAUUUUAUCAGGAUGCCCAAGGGGCGCCCCGCGGACCCGGGCAAGGCGUUCUACGCGCAGGGCGCAAUCUACGGUAACAAGGACGCGGGGCGCGCCCGGCAUGAGCAUCUGAAGGCCAACCUCGAAAAGACGCAUAUAUACGAAUCCAAGCUGGAGAGCGGGGUUGAAGAUUGCUACGACGGGGAGCUCCAGAUGGCAAUGCGCAGCCACGCUGACGACUUGCCGGUUGCCGGGAAGGCCGCAAACCCCACGGCCCACAAGAUACUGGGAGAGAUGGCUGAGUUUCUGGAUCUGGAGAGACGCGACGGAGCAUUGGGAUACUGCCGAGUACAUAUCAGGCACGGCGAGGCAGGGAUCUACGUCGCGCAGGCGGUGAAGGCCGCGGAGUAUAUCCCCAUCGCCCCGGACAGGAAGAAGGUUCCAGACGGGCGCGCAACCAUGGAGGAGCUGAGCAUGUUUCGCAGCGCGAAAGGUCAACUACAGUGGCUGGCGCAUCGCUCGAGGCCCGACAUAGCUUUUGAGCAGACCAGGCUUGCGCAGAGGACGUCAGAACUGAGGGUGCAGGACCUCCUCGACGCCAACAAGCUCGUGGACUACGUCAAGCAAAACAUCGAGCGCGGCCUGCACUUCCGCAGGGGCGUCGUGGACAUCAGCACAGCGUGCGUCCUGGCCUACGGUGGUUCCUCGUUCGCGAGCAUGCCCGGUAAGCAGAGCCAGGCUGGAGCAACGCUAUGCCUCACCAGCGCUCCUAGAGAAGUUGUGGACGGCCGGUAUAACGAGCAGGUGACCUUGGCGUGGGCAAGCUUCCGAGUCAAGCGAGUUGUGGGACCCGCGCUAGCUGCGGAAGCGUGCGGCAUCAGCGAGGCCUUGGAGCAUGGCCAGUUUCUACGACCGUCUCUGCAGGAAUUAUACAUACGAGCCAACACCAAGCUCAAGGAUGUUGAGAGACGAUGUGCAUCAAGGCC
Messenger RNA from Prorocentrum cordatum, 1152 nucleotides. NCBI's taxonomy places the organism in Eukaryota, Dinophyceae, Prorocentrales, Prorocentraceae. The record is from the annotation of a GenBank genome assembly.